Molecule: messenger RNA, 1689 nt
Organism: Pseudomassariella vexata
Lineage: Eukaryota; Fungi; Ascomycota; Sordariomycetes; Amphisphaeriales; Pseudomassariaceae
Product: putative benzoate 4-monooxygenase cytochrome P450
Exons: 7
Coding region: 1-1689 (562 amino acids)
Molecular function (GO): iron ion binding; heme binding; oxidoreductase activity, acting on paired donors, with incorporation or reduction of molecular oxygen
Source: RefSeq, a predicted model, not a curated record
AUGGCAGCUCGUUUAGUCUUGUCACUUGAGGGCUUGAGGACCUUUCUUGACACUGAUGUUAGUCGUACGGUUGUCAUUGCCAUUAAUUUGGGUUUCUUGUUUCAUGUUACCAUCCUGCGAAAUGUUGAGGUGGAAAACUUUAUGUACCAACUUCUUGAGGUCCUCUCCUUGGCGACUGGCGGUCUUGUAUUCGCAUACCAUAUCGUCGGUUUCUCCAUUGUCGGGGCUCUCACAAGAGUCGCUAUAAUUGUAUUCAGCUUCAAUUCCGGCCUGUUCCUCAGCAUCGUCAUAUACCGGCUCUUCUUUCACCGGUUACACAAAUUCCCAGGCCCAAAAGGUGCCAAGAUCAGCCGGUUCUAUUCUGCAAUAAUCGCAGCGAAGGAAGUCAAAUACUUCAAGGAGGUCGACCGUAUGCAUGAGAAAUACGGUGACUUCAUUCGUACUGGCCCUCGCGAACUGUGCAUCGUUCGAAAGUCAGCUGUGCCAUUAAUAUACGGCCCGAACUCAGAGUGUUUGAAAUCGACUUGGUACAUGCAGGUUGACAGCAACUACAAGAAGUGUUCGAUCCACAUGACGAGGGACUUUGAUAACCACAAGAGUAGACGCAGAGCAUGGGAUAGGGGAUUCUCCAUCCGAGCACUCAACACCUACGAACCUCGUAUCAAAGCCAAAGUCGACCAAUUCGUCACUCAACUGUCGAAAUCCAAAGGACCUCUUGACGGGACAGCGUGGUCUAUGUACCUCGCCUUCGACGUCAUGGGCGAGGUCGGCUUCAGCAAGGACUUUGGCAGUGUCGCCAGCGGGACGGAGCACCCUGCCAUCAAAGGGGUACAUGAACACAUGAACAUCCUUGGGAUCAUGAGCCACGUCCCCUGGCUCCUGAAUCUACUCUCGUGUAUCCCGUUUGCCACAGCUGGAUAUACUGGUUUCUUCGGGUGGUGUGCGUCCGAGAUCAAGACUAAGCAGAAGGACUAUGACCCCAACCAAUACCCCCAAGACAUAAUAACCUGGCUCCUCAAAUCCUUCCUCGAAAAAGACGCCUCCGCCUCAUCAUCUGCAGAAGCCCUCCACGAAGACUCCCGCGUUGUCAUCAUUGCCGGCAGCGAAACCACGGCCACGACCCUGGCCGCGAUACUUUACUAUCUCGCUCUCCAGCCCGCCGUCCUUGCAAAACUACAGUCCCAAGUCGAUGCCCUCAUGCCCAUCCCUUCUUCCUGGACAUACGAAAAGAUGAAAUCGAUUACGUACAUUGAUGACAUUAUCAACGAAACACUGCGGCUGAAACCCGCCCUGCUCACAGGCGGAUAUCGCGUCACGCCGCCGCAGGGAAUCCAAGUAGACGAGCAGUUCAUCCCCGGCGACACCAACGUAUUCGUGCCCGUGCAGCAGAUCCAUACAGACAAGCGUUACUGGAAGCAAGCUAAUGAAUUUGUGCCUGAGAGGUUCGGAGAGCGGAGGGAAGAGAUGGGGACCGAGGGGGCGCCGUUUGUUCCUUUUAGUCUUGGAGCCUACUCUUGUCCCGGCAAGAACCUCGCCAUGAUUUCCCUGCGUAUUGCCAUCUCCCGCCUGGCACAGCAGCUCGACAUCUCGUUCGCCCCUGGGGAGACUGGGGAGACGUUUGAUAAGGAGGCUAAAGAUACUUUCACCACGACGUUGCCCCCUGUCAUGCUUCGUUUCACUCAGAGAUGA